AUGUCUGUAACUGCUACCUCCCAUGACAUCUUAAAGUCCAUUGAUGACUCUAUAUUACCUCCAGAAGAUACAUUAUCAGAAGCUAUGUAUAAUAAUGUAAAGCUAGAUCACUACUUCAACAAACUACCAAAGAGCUCGGAAGAAAAUAAUAUCAACGACCAGACAAAUCAGCUUAUAGUAUCAGCUGCACCCGAACUGGAAGAUUCCCCUGCUGCAGAAUGGAAAUUAUUAAGAACAUUAGCAGGUGCACACCAAGGGUGGAUAAGAGCGAUUGCAUUAGAUGAAAUAACCAAUAAAUGGUAUGUCACAGGGCUGGCCGACUCUACAAUAAAAAUAUGGGAUUUUGAAAAUAAUUCACUCAAAGCAGUGUUGACUGGACAUGUGCUAGGUAUACGUUCAUUGUGCAUUUCUAAACGUCAUCCAUAUUUAUUUUCAGGGGGUGAAGAUAAAUCUUUGCGAUGCUGGGAUUUGGAAAGAAGUAAUUCUGACGCGGGGUGUCAAAUACGGUCAUAUCACGGACACUUGGGAGGUGUUUAUUCUAUUGGCUUGCACCCUGAGCUAGAUGUGUUAUUCAGCGGUGGGAAAGACUGUGUCGUAAGAGUUUGGGACAUUAGAAGCAGGGUAGAAGCCAUGACUUUAUUGGGUCACACUAAUGAUAUAACAUCUAUUGAGACUGAUUAUAACGAUCCACAGGUUAUCACCAGCUCCAUGGAUGGAACUAUACGAUUAUGGGACUUGAGAAAACUGAAAACCGAGCUUUUGAUAACUAAUCAUUCGAAAAGUAUACGAAGCAUGAAAUCGCAUCCUAAAGAAGCGACAUUUGUAUCUGGUGAUUCAAACGGCGAAAUAAAGCAAUGGCUUUUACCAAAGGGUGAAUUGUUAAAUGAAUUUGGAACCAGCCAACUACUGCCAAACCAAAGAGAUAAUAGCAGAAUUAUUAACACUUUAGCGAUUAAUCCAGUUACAAACACUUUGUUUUCGGGAUAUGACGAUGGUAAACUUGAAUUCUACAAUUACACUACCGGUAACUUGCAACAAUCUGGACAAUCUCCCUCUUUGGCUGGCCCUGAACAAUCGGCAAUUUAUGCCUCAACUUUUGACAUGUCUGGUUUAAGAUUAUUGACAUGCCAUGGCGAUAAAAGUAUUAGAAUAUGGGGAACAUCCUAUUAA
Molecule: messenger RNA, 1170 nt
Organism: Candida albicans SC5314
Lineage: Eukaryota; Fungi; Ascomycota; Pichiomycetes; Serinales; Debaryomycetaceae
Product: mRNA splicing protein
Exons: 1
Coding region: 1-1170 (389 amino acids)
Biological process (GO): mRNA splicing, via spliceosome
Cellular component (GO): Prp19 complex; catalytic step 2 spliceosome; precatalytic spliceosome
Molecular function (GO): protein binding
Source: RefSeq, a predicted model, not a curated record